Messenger RNA from Mangifera indica (mango), 2256 nucleotides. RefSeq names its product sodium/hydrogen exchanger 6-like. Gene Ontology annotation, molecular function: sodium:proton antiporter activity. The record is from RefSeq and is a predicted model, not a curated record. Gene Ontology annotation, biological process: regulation of pH; sodium ion transport; proton transmembrane transport. The transcript has 22 exons. Bases 304 to 1929 code for a protein of 541 amino acids. NCBI's taxonomy places the organism in Eukaryota, Viridiplantae, Streptophyta, Magnoliopsida, Sapindales, Anacardiaceae. Gene Ontology annotation, cellular component: endosome; membrane.
UUUACUCGAACCAAGUUGGUGGACAUGCUCGACCUAGCUCAGCUCGUUAUCUCACUUGGCUAGAUUUUAGAAACCGAAGAGGAGAAUGUUGUAAUUUUGAAAAACUAUCAUAGAGUUUGAAAGAAAUGAAACAGCUGAGGGACGCAUCGGAGAUAACUGUAAUUUACAAGUGGCGGAAGCAAACUGAAAGAAUUCAGAACGAUCCGGAGAAGAAGAAGAAUUUGACAACUGAAAACGAAACAAAGAAAAAAGAGCAGUUUCGAAGUUAACAAAUUAAUCGUCGUCGAUUAGGUCAAGGAGGUAAUGGCGUUUCAUUCGACGAGCAUAGAUAAGGCGUUGAAUAUGUCUCCGUCCGGUGGUCCGAGAGGAAGUCCAGGUAAAGAGCAGCAAGCAGCCGGAGUCGGGAUACUCCUUCAGAUCAUGAUGCUUGUUCUCUCUUUCGUCCUCGGCCACGUCCUUCGUCGUCAUCGCUUCUAUUAUCUCCCUGAAGCCAGCGCUUCUCUUCUUAUAGGUUUACUCGUUGGUGCGCUUGCUAACAUUUCUGAUACCGAAACUAAUAUUAGGGCAUGGUUCAAUUUCCACGAGGAAUUUUUCUUCCUGUUUUUGUUGCCUCCCAUCAUAUUUCAGUCAGGCUUCAGCUUGGCACCUAAACCAUUCUUUUCUAACUUUGGAGCCAUUGUAACAUUUGCUAUUGUGGGAACUUUUAUAGCUUCAAUGGUUACGGGUAUCCUGGUUUACCUUGGCGGUGUAAUGUACCUCAUUUUCAGGCUUCCACUUGUUGAAUGUCUUAUGUUUGGUGCUCUCAUAUCAGCAACAGAUCCUGUUACUGUUUUGUCUAUUUUUCAGGAACUUGGCACAGAUACAAACCUCUAUGCCUUGGUUUUUGGAGAAUCUGUUUUAAAUGAUGCGAUGGCAAUAUCCUUGUACAGGACAAUGUCUCUAGUGAGAAGUCAUGCUUCAUCUGGGGAAGACUUCUUUAUGGUGAUUGUCAGGUUUCUUGAGACCUUUGUUGGCUCAAUGUCUGCAGGUGUUGGAGUUGGAUUUACUUCUGCUUUGCUCUUCAAGUAUGCUAGACUGGACAUUGACAACCUUCAGAACUUGGAGUGCUGUCUCUUUGUUCUUUUUCCCUAUUUCUCGUACAUGCUUGCAGAAGGCCUUGGGCUUUCUGGUAUUGUAUCAAUAUUGUUCACUGGAAUUGUCAUGAAGCAUUAUACAUACUCAAAUUUGUCAGAAAAUUCUCAGCGAUUUGUAUCAGCAUUUUUUCACUUGAUAUCAUCGCUAGCUGAGACAUUUGUAUUUAUUUACAUGGGCUUUGAUAUUGCCAUGGAGCAGCAUAGUUGGUCUCAUCUUGGAUUCAUCUUUUUCUCAAUUUUAUUCAUUAUAGUUGCAAGGGCAGCAAAUGUCUUUUCUUGUGCAUAUUUGGUUAAUUUGGUUCGACCUGCACAUAGAAAAAUUCCUGUGAAACAUCAAAAAGCUCUUUGGUACAGUGGACUUCGUGGUGCUAUGGCUUUUGCUCUUGCUUUGCAGUCACUUCAUGAUCUCCCAGAAGGACAUGGCCAGACUAUAUUCACGGCAACCACUGCCAUAGUUGUUUUGACAGUGUUACUAAUUGGAGGUUCAACUGGUACUAUGCUGGAAGCUUUACAAGUUGUAGGUGAUGGCCAUGAUCUCUCUAUGGGCGAAAACUAUGAGGGUAAUAUCUGUUAUGUAGCUCCCAGUUAUAAUGAUGAUUCUUAUAAUGAGGAAUCAUCAUCAGGGAACCGGUUCAAGAUGAAACUUAAGGAAUUCAAGAGCACGGCAUCAUUCAAAGCAUUAGAUAGGAAUUAUCUGACCCCCUUCUUUACAAGUCACAAUGGAGAUGAAGAUGAAGAUGAAGAUGAAGAUGAUGAGUUGGUGCCCAGUUCCAGAAGCAGCGGCUUCAAGGGCUGAUAGAUAAGUUGAAGAAGAAGAAUUAUAGACCAUUAGGAAAAAAUCAAUAUAGUAUAAGUGUGUGGAUAACAUAGAAGUUAGAAGAUGAUUGCAGUCCUAUCCAAUGCUACUUGCUAAUUGCCAAAAAAAGUAGAUAAAAAGCGUGAAUUAGAGCUGUGCACAUAUUAAUUAUGUGGAGGCCGAUACCAUGCUCUGCUACUGUUACUGAGUUAUACAACUACCACCACACUGAGAUUAUUGUACAAGAUCUAGUAUAUACAAAACAUAUUAUUCUUUUAACUUGCGUGAUCUAACAUGUAUAAUAUAAGAGGUUCCAUCGUGUUUGCA